Astyanax mexicanus (Mexican tetra) is the source of this 4314-nucleotide messenger RNA. RefSeq names its product p21 protein (Cdc42/Rac)-activated kinase 5 (gene pak5). The record is from RefSeq and is a predicted model, not a curated record. Gene Ontology annotation, biological process: intracellular signal transduction; protein phosphorylation; apoptotic process. Gene Ontology annotation, cellular component: cytoplasm. Bases 1056 to 3341 code for a protein of 761 amino acids. NCBI's taxonomy places the organism in Eukaryota, Metazoa, Chordata, Actinopteri, Characiformes, Acestrorhamphidae. Gene Ontology annotation, molecular function: protein serine/threonine kinase activity; ATP binding. The transcript has 8 exons.
UUCCCCGACUGGCAGUCUGUCUGUGUGCCUCUCCCGAGGUAGUGAGGGAGUACGGAGAACGAGAAAAGGAAGCAAGACACGUCUAUUGUAUGAGAAUUCGGCCCUUUUCUACGGAUGAGCGAGUGCUCCCUGCAGUUCACUGUUGGCUUAUAUGAUACCCUCUUUUAUACGCUGUACUUAAUGGGCAGCAGUGUCAGACUCGUUUAUGCGGCCUUUGGGGUAACCGCUUCUUCUGAAUCCCAGAUUACGGUUGUUUAGUGGCAUGCACAGGCCUGUGUGGAGCAGAUGACACUGAGAGACAACAAGCUGUGCCCUAAUGAGGUUGGUGUUGGAGGUUGGUGGAGCUUGAUAGAGGAGGUGGCUAUAUAUACGUUUUUCAGGUAGUCAAUUAGUUUUGGUCAUUAGUGUUGAAAUGAGGAGGUUUACUUAAUGAACAGAUAAGGCUUGGUGUUAUACUUAAAGUACUUUUCAGUAAUUUCAGUAAAGUAAAUUUUUGUUGUGGUAAAUUAUAAUGUUGCAGCUUACACACUAAAAUUAUAUGUGAAAAAUAUCUUUACAUAUUUAAUCUAAUAGUUAAAGAGCUGUUACAUGACAUAAUUAAUGUACCAUACUUGUACUUUUUGAAAUGAUCAACUCAUCUACAGCUCUGUUUAUCAUUCUGCACAGAUUACUUUGCAUCUUAUUACUUUAACAAACUGAAGUUUUAAAUUGUAGCAUCAUAUUCAAGUUAUUUAGCAUGUCUUUGCAAAAAAAGGAAUACAGAUAUACAUUUGCAAACAUUUGAAUGGUAGUAUGGUAGUAAUAAGUAAUAGUAAUAAGGCUGCUUAGGUUUUGAUUUUGAGUGAUUUUGGGGUGUUUCUUAGAAAAUUGUUGUGUGAAAAUAGUGUUUUGGUACUGGCAGGGAGACAGGGUUCCGGUGCAGUGUUGGUGUCAGGUCAGUGUCAGUGAUUGGAGUUGCAUGUUGAGGCACAUCCCACUGUAGUACAGUGUUGACAGACCCUGGAGCCUGGCCAGUCUUGGUGUGCGCUGGCUGCAGAGCAGUAGUGGAGCAUUUGAUGGGAGGGAAACCUGAGAGUAGGCCUGAGCUGCUAACCCGGUACGGGCGACAGCUGCACGGGGUGAGUUACGAUGUGAACGGACGAAGCUCUCUCCGGACAGAGAAAGAGAGCCAGGGAGACAGAGAGCGAGAGAGGGGAAGAGAGCAACAGCGAGCUCGAGCGAGAGAGAGGGCAGCAGGUGCAGGGACUCUUGGCCUGGGUCGGCCAGAAGGAGAGCAGCCAGCCGCUGGAGCCAGCAGCAGCUGGAGCCAAAAGGAGAGGAGACCCAAGCCAUCGCAGACCAUUGUUCGGGGAAACAGGCCACCCAAAGAUGCUUCCAUCAACGGCCUGCUGGAGGAGUUUGACAGCAUUUCUGUGACACGCUCCAACUCCCUACGCAAGGAGAGCCCUCCAGGAGCGCACCAGGCUGGAUCCAGCAAGCAGCCCUCCGUUGCCUCGGCUAAUGCCAGCAGCAGCGGUGGCCCUGAGGAGAACGGCUUUGGUCAUUACUAUGCUCGCUAUUCCUGCGACCUGGACAGCAGCAGGGAGUUCUCUCUGGACCCGUACCGGGAUAAGGGUGGCUACGACGGAGAGUGGGCUGUGGGACGCCACUACCGCUUCUCUGUCAAGCAGAACGGACAUCCUGUUCGCAGUCCCUUUUACCCGGAUGCCAUGCCCCAGAAGGCCUCGGACUAUGCCAAGAUGCCACCGGACUACCACGCCUACUUGGAAAGCAAGGUGCACCUCUCUGCAGACGAGAUGGGUGCCAGAGGAAGCAGGGACUACUACAGGGCCUCUCUAGGUGGGUCCAGUCAGGAUUACCUGGGCACACCGUCCAGGGCUUCUCUGCACAGCGAGCAGAUGAGCUACCAGGAUGGAGACUGGGUAGGCGGGGCCUACGGUCCUGGCCUGAGGGACGACUAUGAGAAAAGACCUAAGUCAUCAUACAUCUCCCAGACCAGCCCCCAGCCGGCCAUUCGCCAGCGCUCCAGAUCAGGCUCGGGCCUUCAGGAGCCCAGCUUGCCCUACGGCAUCAGUGCCUUCAAGGCUGCACCACAGGGCCCCUAUAGCUCUUACACCUACCCGCGCCUGUCCGAAAACACCUCCCCUUCCCAGAUCAUCGGCAAGAGUGACUAUGACAGGAUGUCACGGGAUGGGAGUCCACAAGUGCCGGGGGCUGAAACGUACCCCCGCGGCCCACUUAAACUACCUCAGAGCCACACCAAGCCCGGCUACCCGCCCAGCUUUCAGUACCCACCUGCCUUUCACUACAAACCCUCACCCUACCACCACCCCCCAACACAGCCCAGCCCUCCAUACACCCCGCAGGGAGCGCACUCCCAGCCCUCUUCACCUUACAUCCCACCUGGAGCGUACCCCCCGCCCAGCUGGGGCUCUUCUUCCGAGCAGCCGCCUUCUCGGGUCUCUCACGAGCAGUUCCGGGCGGCGCUGCAGCUUGUGGUCAACCCUGGUGACCCACGAGAGUACCUAGACAACUUCCUGAAGAUCGGAGAGGGCUCUACUGGCAUUGUGUGCAUUGCUACAGAGAAGCAUAGCGGUAAGCAGGUGGCCGUGAAAAAGAUGGACCUGAGGAAACAGCAGAGACGUGAGCUGCUCUUCAAUGAGGUGGUGAUUAUGAGAGACUACCAUCACGAGAACGUGGUGGACAUGUAUAACAGCUACCUGGUGGGGGAUGAGCUCUGGGUGGUGAUGGAGUUCCUGGAAGGCGGAGCGUUGACAGACAUUGUGACACACACAAGGAUGAACGAGGAGCAGAUUGCCACGGUGUGUCUGUCUGUGUUAAAAGCCCUCUCGUACCUCCACACGCAGGGCGUCAUCCACAGAGACAUAAAGAGCGACUCCAUUCUUCUUACUAGUGAUGGCAGGAUAAAGCUCUCUGACUUUGGCUUCUGUGCCCAAGUCUCAAAAGAAGUUCCAAAGAGAAAAUCCUUAGUUGGCACACCGUACUGGAUGGCACCUGAGGUCAUCUCCAGAUUGCCGUACGGCACUGAGGUGGAUAUUUGGUCUCUGGGGAUCAUGGUAAUAGAGAUGGUGGACGGAGAGCCACCCUAUUUUAAUGAGCCUCCACUGCAGGCCAUGAGGAGAAUACGGGACAACCUCCCUCCUCGGCUAAAAGAAUCGCACAAGGUAUCGUCAGUGCUCCGGGCGUUUUUGGACCUGAUGUUGGUGAGGGAACCUUCACAGCGCGCUACGGCACAAGAACUCCUCCAGCACCCCUUCCUCAAGCUCUCAGGCCCCCCCUCCUGCAUAGUGCCUCUGAUGAGGCACUACCGGCACCGCUGAGCUCUGGCCAACAGGGCGGCGUCUAAACCCCACCUAGUACAGCAUACCAAGAUACCCGAUCGAUCAUGUGUUAACUUGUGGAUAAAAAGACACUGGCACCUGUAACCGUACGUAGUUUAGAUAAAACAAAAGCAAACGAGAGCAUCUAUUAAUACAAAACAGUAAAUAAACCGAGAACACCACAGCGAGGUGGAUAUAUUACGGCCUCCAGUAGCACCGCUGGCUCCAGCGGUUGGUGUUCGACUCCGAGUCUUUAUUAGACAGCUAGUGAAACUCUGUGGGGGUGAUGUGUCUGGUGCAGUUUCCCAUCUAGAGUCGUGCUGUAGUAGCUGCAGACUAAAGCUUAGGGCAGGGCAGUGUGACGCAGCGGUCAGACAGCCAGGCCGAGGAGCUCACGGGCCGCAGGUGAUGGAUGGCCGCUGGCCCGAGCCGGAGGAGCACUGAAGACGGUGUAUUCAGAGAGAGAUAACAGGGUGGAGAUGGAGGGGAGGGCCGUGCGCUAGAUUUAACUUUGGAUAGAGGUCGCUAGGCUGUUACACUACAGAGGGACAGACGUCUUUUUUCACGUUUUUUUUUUUUUUCUCACACUAACAAUUAAAAAAUGUAUUUUAGAGGAAUUGUACGUUUUUUUCUGUACAGUUUUGAUAAUCGGCAGUAUUUUGUUGUGAUGUAACCAUUGUGAUAUGGGCAGUAUUACAUAGAAUCGAAGAGUUUCUGCGAAAGAUCUUUCCUACUGUUUAUAAUCCAUUUUUGACUAAGAGAUAAAAAAAAGAAUAUCCUCACUUAACACACCCUUAACUGUUGAAAAAAAAAAACCUGAAUAUAUUUAUUUAUCCUACAUUUGUAGAUAGAACUUCCAGUUGGAGAGCGAAGAGCGGUGUUGCCAGAAUUUUGUAUGCUGUUUUAAAGUAUUGUUUAUUUUUGAACUGAAGGAUUAUUUUUCAGUAGUGUGGCCUUUUUUCAUUUUUGUUCU